GCUCUGAAGGAAGCACAGGAGCAUCAUGGCUGAGUUUACCUGAGAUUGCUGCGCGGAGCGGACAAUUUCACUUCAAAUCCUCCGCAUUACGUCUUUAAUAACGUCUUCUUUAUGUCGUAUCGCGUGGUCCUGUUUUAGUCUCAUUUGCCGCUUAAUCUGCGGCAUUUUGCACAGCUGCAGAUGGAGCAUAUCCGACUUCCAAAGGUAGAGCACGUGAAGCUGCUCGACCGUGUGUCCGCUAGAAAGAGCCGCGUGGGUACCCUGUAUCUGACCGCCACGCACACCAUCUUCGUAGAGAGCGAGGACGGGGUGCGCAGUGAAACCUGGGUGCUCCACAGUCUGGUGUGCAGUGUAGCGAAGCACUCCUCCUCCUCUUCUUCAUCUUCUUCAUCCUCCUCAUCUUCCUCUUCCUCUUCCUCUGGUGUGUCUCUGAUGGUUCACUGUAAAAACUUUCAGCUGUUACAGUUUAUGGUCCCAGAGGAGCAGGACUGUCAGGACAUCCUCCUCUCCCUGCAGCGCCUCUCCCAACCAGAGUCAUAUGAGGAGCUGUACUGUUUUGCCUACAAACCAAACGUGGCUGAAGAGGAGAGGCAGAGAGAGUGGAACUUUAUGGACCUCAGAUCAGAAUACAAAAGAAUGGGGCUGCCAAACACCAACUGGAAACUGUCCUUUGCCAACCAAGACUAUAAGGUGAGCGACACGUAUCCCUCUGAGGUCUUCGCCCCAGAGUCGGCCACACUUCCCGUCAUUGUAGGCAGCUCCAAGUUCAGAAGCAGAGGACGAUUCCCCACUCUGUCCUACUACAACCGGGACAACCAUGCAGCUGUGUGCCGCAGCUCUCAGCCCCUGUCUGGAUUCAGUGCUCGGUGCCUGGAGGACGAGCAGAUGUUGGGGGCGGUGCUGAGGUCGAAUCCCCGCAGUGAGGUGCUCUAUGUGGUGGACACCCGACCCAAAUUGAAUGCAAUCGCCAACAGAGCAGCAGGAAAAGGCUAUGAGAAUGAGGACAACUACUCCAACAUCAAGUUUCAAUUCAUGGGCAUUGAGAACAUUCACGUCAUGAGGAACAGCCAACAGAAGAUGCUGGAAGUGUGUGAGCAGCGGAGUCCCUCCAUGUCGGACUUCCUGGAGGGACUUGAGAACUCGGGGUGGCUCAAACACAUCAAAGCUAUUCUGGACGCAGCCGUGUUCAUCGCUAAGGCUGUGUCAGAGGAGGGGGUGAGUGUCUUGGUGCACUGCUCAGACGGAUGGGAUAGAACAUCUCAGGUCUGUUCAGUCUCCUCGGUGCUGCUGGACCCCUACUACAGGACCCUCAAAGGAUUCAUGGUUCUUAUUGAAAAAGACUGGAUUUACUUUGGCCACAAGUUUUCUCACAGAUGCAAUCACCUAGAUGGCGACCCAAAGGAGGUGUCUCCAGUCAUAGAUCAGUUCCUCGAGUGCGUGUGGCAGCUCACUGAGCAGUUCCCUUGUUCUUUUGAGUUCAACGAAAGGUUCCUCAUCACAAUCCACCACCACAUUUACUCCUGUCAGUUUGGAAACUUCAUCGGCAACAACCAGAAGGAGAGAGAGCAUCUAGGAAUUCAUACAAGGACUCACUCUCUGUGGAGUUACCUGUGGACAAACAGAGCAGACUUCAUUAACCCUUUGUACAGACCCAACCACAGCCAAACUCAAGGGGUGCUCCGGCCCUCCACUGCCCCGUACUGCUUCAAAUUUUGGAGGGGCCUUUACAACCGUUUUGAGCGCGGUGUACAUCCUCGUCAGUCAGUGGAGGACUGUCUCAGGACGAUCCGGGAGGAGACAGAGCAACUGGAGGAGCAGCUGGCUUCUCACAAACAGAAAAUAUCAAAACUGGAGGAGCAGAAGUGGACCGUCUCAAUGAAUAUAUUUGACAAAAGUCCAACAGCAUGGAUCUUCACUCCAGACAUAAGACUGGCCAACACCCCUCAGGACUACACCUCCUGUUUCCUCACCAGCAGCCCGCGACCAGCAGGAGGCAGUCCAGUCACUCCACAGGAUUUAAACCAAACAUCAAGCUUUAAUUCCAACGGCAGCGAUCAGGAGUCCGGAAUUGCAGACCUGAGUGUCCAAUCUCCUUUCAGUGAAGACAGUGCCAGGGAUUCAGAUGAAGCAGCCAAUUCGGCAGCUUAGGUGAAACAACAGGUGUACUGUAAAACAAUAGGGGCUCCACAUGUGCCAAAAAACAUCUUGGAAAAUUGAGCUCAACCAUGAUUCAAAUGCAAAAUUACAUUGGUCAUUAAUUCUCCCCAUGUAUUCAAAAUUUUAUAUAUAAUGAGUUCAAAGGCACAACAUAGGCUGUUUGGCUAAAACUACUGACUAUCACACAAUUGUAUAAAAUGAAAAAUAUAUUUAGAAAACUUGAAAAUACCGCAGAAUGUUUGUUUCAGAAAUAUUUUAAUCAGAAUGAAAAGUUUUAUGAUGUGAGUAGCCCCAUAGAUUAUUAGCCUAUAUCAAGCCUUUGGACCCUCUUUAAAAGUCUAUGGGAAAAACGCAUGACAGUAGAAACACUUUGAAGAAAUCAUAAUUUCAAAUUGAGGACCUUAUAACUCUAUAGGAGAUACACAUUUUAGAAGGGAAUAACUAAAUGAAUCCACAAAAGUUGAACCCAGUUAUUAUCUGCUGGUGGUUGGAUCUAGAUUUUGUUUCAUGUAGAUAGACCAAGCAAUUCCAGAUAUUAACCAAAAACAAUCUGUAUUUUGAAAUUUAAAAAGCAAAUUCUACCAUAGUAUUCUGACCUGCCCUCCACCACAAAUUAACCAUGUGAACCAACUGUUGAGCUCAAUUGGUGUAUUUUCUAGAUGAAGCAGCCAAUUCUGUAGCAUGUAAACACCAAUUAUGCAGCAUAUUUAGCAAGGCAUUUCCUUACAAUUAAUUAAAUUACAUUAGAUCUUUGGGUCUGGUUUAGUGGCGAACAUACUUAUUACCGGUUAAGCUGUUUUUAGACCAGAAUUAUUACACUAUAUCAAAGUGAGAAUAAAAAUUUAAAUUACUAUGCACUGUUCAGCAUGCAUCCCAUUUAUAAAGGCUAGUGACUACGACAAACUAUCAACUGGAUAAAUUAUUAUAUUACUAUUUUAUUCGGAAAGUUGACUAAAUUGAAAAAAAAAAAAAAGUGAACUCAUUGUCUGCAAUCUCUACUGUCACCACUAGAUGCUGCCAAAUCUUAGAGCUGGCACUUUUAUUGCUGCCUAUUUUUUGUCACUAGAGAUGUAUAUGUUUGGGUCUUAUGGCAUUAUGUAGUUAAACAAGCAGAUAUCUGAACAACAUAUGCAAGCAUCUUUGCUUUUUUUCCAUGGGUGACUAGCUUUGAAUUAACCUGCACUUUAUAUUUUGCAUGUGAUUUGCUUGCUUCUCAUAUAAAAGAAGCGCAACGUGUUAUGCUAUUGUUAAAUCUUAAAUCGGGUAGGAGUUUGAAUUAUGUAUCAAAUGUUAGAACUGACGACUCUAUGGGCCAUAACAACAACACACAUUAUAAUUAUAGCACAUGAUAAAAGAUUAUUUUAACUGUAAUUUCUGAACAAUUAUUUGCACAUUUUCAGCAUAGGAGAACAAAUCUUACUGCACCUGUAGGAGUGUAUUGUGUAUGUAUGACCAUUACAGUCUAAUGGUUGGACACUGGAAAAAUGUUACUGCAAAUACCACUACUUUAAAAUCAUUAUCUCAAGAUGAUCUGAAAAAGGGAAUAGAUUAUUAUUAUUAGUUGGCUGCUUUACUUGUUUUGUAACUCUAUUAUAUUUUUAUAAGCAUGUUUCAUUUGUUUUGAAUGUGACACUACUACAUGUUGUACCCUCUGUGAACUCAAAUGAGCAAAACCAUCAAUGCUGAAUGGUUAAGCAUGUAUUAUUUAAGCAGUUUAUUUUUGUACUAUUUGUCGUUUUAUGAUUUUGACCUAAAAUAAAGUGGAAUACAAUUUUUUCCCCCUGUGUCUCAUAGACAUGGCACGUGGCAGAAAUGUAAUUGAUAUCUGCAUGUGGUAUGGUAUGUGCACCUGUGCAUAGCACAGCUGCGUGAAACUGUAGUGUUCACUGCCGUUCAUUUGCGUUGUAACCUGCAACCGCUAGAUGUCACUGUCCAACAGCUAAAAAAACAAAAAAAAACAUUGUUAUUUAACCCUUUAUUAGAUUUUAAAUAAAACCGAUUGUAUAAAGCAC
Messenger RNA from Periophthalmus magnuspinnatus, 4169 nucleotides. It is a transcript of the gene mtmr7a, whose product is annotated as myotubularin related protein 7a. The transcript has 14 exons. Gene Ontology annotation, biological process: dephosphorylation. The record is from RefSeq and is a predicted model, not a curated record. Gene Ontology annotation, molecular function: phosphatase activity. NCBI's taxonomy places the organism in Eukaryota, Metazoa, Chordata, Actinopteri, Gobiiformes, Gobiidae. The coding region runs from base 181 to 2148 and encodes 655 amino acids.